Molecule: messenger RNA, 291 nt
Organism: Trichoderma aggressivum f. europaeum
Lineage: Eukaryota; Fungi; Ascomycota; Sordariomycetes; Hypocreales; Hypocreaceae
Exons: 2
Coding region: 1-291 (96 amino acids)
Source: RefSeq, a predicted model, not a curated record
AUGGAUAUACGCGUGACCAGCUGGCGGGUAAUCAAGCGUGCGGCGCCGUGGCGCGCCAUGUACUUUGCGGCAUCACACAAGACCUUCAACAUCACGAAGUUCGAUAUCGCGAUGGAUCACUCCCCGGCGGCGAUGCCUUCCAUCCGCCGCUAUCGUCAGAUAUACCCUACAGCGCUGGCCGCGAUUGCUGCCUCUGCCUUCGAGACCGAAUCUAAGGCCGAGGAAGUCAUUAAAGUCACCCCAGCCACCCAGAUCGGAGAAGAUAAGCUGGAUAAACUAGCCGGCCCAUGA